AUGUUCAAAUAUUCAUACAUCUAUGCUAUUGUAUUCUUGGACUUAAUUAGCAUUAGUCUCAUCAUACCAGUAUGGGGCACUCACUUGCGCUCUUUAGGCGCUAGUCACUUUCAUAUAGCCUUAGUAGGUUCUACAUAUUCAUUUCUACAAUUCCUAUCUGGCACACCAAUUGGUGCACUCAGUGAUCAUUAUGGUCGAAAGAUUGUACUCAUUGUUACAAUAUGCAUUUGUGCUAUAGCCUAUUUCCUUCUAGGCUGUGUGAAAUCAUUGAUAUUCAUAAUAAUAAUUCGUGUCAUCCAAGGAUGUUUGAAACACUCACAACUUUUGUGCAAGACAUUAGUUAAUGACCAAGUACCUGCUGACCAACAGACUACAGUUUAUGGACGAAUGAAUGGAUUUUCAUCACUUUCAUUCGUUAUUGGACCAAUUAUUGGUGGUCAUCUAAUGGAAAAAAGUGAAGGAUUUUAUAGCCUAGCUUGUUAUACUUCUAUAAUAUUUCUAAUCAACGCUUUAGUUGUUUAUUUUACGGUUCCUAACACAACUGUACCAAAGAAAGAAAGAAAGAGUGCAUCACCAUUUAGUGAUUUAAUGGAAGUAAAUUGGAAUGAAUGUUGGCCUGCUUUUUCGCUGAAAAUGUUGGGAGCUGCAGCGUUGUUUGCAUAUUUUAGUUCAGUUGGUCUUGCUAUGAAUGAAAAAUUCAAUUUAUCCCCAUCAGAAGCUGGUUAUACUGGUGCUUUACAAGGACUUACAGGUGGCAUAACUGGCUUUGCAGCUGGUAAAAUAGAAAACAUAAUAUUUCCAUCUAAAAAUCCAUUUACCAAAUGUUUUUAUUCCUUCAUAAUGUUGGGUAUAGGAUUUGUUAGUUUAGCCUUGGCACCAAAUUUAAUUAUAUUUAUGGCAGCUAUGAUUCCAAUCAGCGCUUCGAGUACACUUAUAAGAGGAUUUAACAAUGAAAUAUUGUAUGAACAAUCUUCAUCUGAUCACAAAGGUCUAGUUGCUGGUGCAGGAGCUAGUUCCGCUGCAAUAGCAAGAUUUCUAGCACCAAUUAUAUGUGGAUUUACAAUGGACAUGUUUGGAAAUAACUCUGGAUUUUUGUUGUCUGCAUUGUUUUCAUUCGCUGGAGCAGUGUUGUCAAUAUGUCUAACCAAGAGAUCAAAAGCUCAUGUUGAAUAA
Molecule: messenger RNA, 1173 nt
Organism: Macrosiphum euphorbiae (potato aphid)
Lineage: Eukaryota; Metazoa; Arthropoda; Insecta; Hemiptera; Aphididae
Source: the annotation of a GenBank genome assembly